UACAGUACACGAGUACUACAGACAUAUUUAGAGAUCGACCACCAGCCUGCCGCUACCACCGCGGCGCAUCGUGACGGGGGUUCUACGCCAUGGCCACCUCGACCCCCGUCGGUGUCGACAUGCCGUCUCUGCCCUCAACCACGAUGGAGCAAGGCGACCAGCAAGCACAGGCCGCGGCAACCAUGGGGAGUGAGGACUCGGAGCAGCAAGAACAGACAACCGGCGAGAUUUGCAAGCAAGGGUGGCCUAAAAGAGCACUUCAAGAAUUUGAAAAAAAAGUUCACGGAUCUUUUCUUUUGCUUGAAAUGCUGCUUCAGCUGCGGAUUGUGUUGCGUGGAGAUGUGGGCCCCGAUUACUGCCACCUUCCUCAUCUAUUGGCUCAUCUACCGCCCGGAUCGCUUCCACCCACGCACGGACUCCGCCGUCCUCGCCACCUUCCACAUCACCAACGACAGUCUCCGGUAUGACCUCGCCGUCGACCUCAGCCUCCGGAACACGCAGCGCGUCUCAAUCCUCUACCUGGACGUCGCGGCAUCCAUGUACUACAACGGUACCAGGCUUGGCCCCACCGACGACGCGCUCCCGAGCUUCCGCCAGGGACCCAAGAACACAAUUGUGUUACAUCCAGCGUUCAAUGGCGUGGUGACCGUGGACUCCGGUGUGGUGGCAGAGCUGGAGAGGGAGCGCGCGGCGGGGACGGUGCACCUGAGGGUCACCGUGUCGCUCACGCUCAUGUACAAGGUGUUGUUCAUCAAGGACAUCUUCUUCUACAAGUACGACUGCUGGCUCUGGUUCCCGCCGCCGAGCAACAGCACGCCGGUGCUCUUUUACGGCGACGGCACCAAGUGCUGGCGCAUUUGACGCAUUUCCAUUCUCUGUCAUUGUUGGUUGCUGCCUGCGAUUACCAUUUCUCGAGACAGUCUAGCAAAUUUCCAUACAUGGAAAUCGUACCCUCUGCAAUUCUAUUUUGGAUACUACUAGAAUAUAUAAUUGUACCCCUCAAAAAAAAAAGAAUAUAUAAUUGUAUUUGU
This is a messenger RNA of Triticum dicoccoides, 1031 nucleotides long. RefSeq names its product NDR1/HIN1-like protein 10. Gene Ontology annotation, biological process: defense response to other organism. The record is from RefSeq and is a predicted model, not a curated record. Bases 340 to 861 code for a protein of 173 amino acids. The transcript has 2 exons. Gene Ontology annotation, cellular component: plasma membrane; plasmodesma. NCBI's taxonomy places the organism in Eukaryota, Viridiplantae, Streptophyta, Magnoliopsida, Poales, Poaceae.